Molecule: messenger RNA, 159 nt
Organism: Diversispora eburnea
Lineage: Eukaryota; Fungi; Glomeromycota; Glomeromycetes; Diversisporales; Diversisporaceae
Source: the annotation of a GenBank genome assembly
AUGUAUAAUACUGGGCAUUCGUACAUAGAUGAAAAAAUGGAAUUUUAUGGUUUUUUGAAGGCUGCCGAAAAGGGUUAUUCUAUAGCACGAUAUAUUGAUCGUUUUCAUAAUGAUGGAGAUCCUAUUAAAGGUUUAAAAAGCUAUGCUAUUUCCGGCUAA